CUUCCGCAUGAUACUGUGCUGUAGUGUGAUACCUGUGCAGAUAUCACCGUGCAAGAUUUACAAUCGUUUAACAGAUUAUUUUUUUUUAUUGAGAUUUCGUUGGAUUUCCGUUGGGUUGAACCACCAGCAACACGUUCCAUGGCGGCGUCUCGCCAAUCGCUACGCGAGGACCUCUCAUGUCCCGUCUGUUACGAUGUUUUUAACGACCCGGUGGUUCUGUCCUGCGGUCACAGCUUCUGUAAGACCUGUAUAAAGAAGUGCUGGACUCAGAGUCCAGGUAGAGAAUGUCCAGUAUGUAGAAGACGCUCAUCAAAAGAAGAACCUGCACCUGAUCUGGCUCUGAGGAACACCUGUGAAUCUUAUCUACAGCAGAAGAAGAAAGAGGAAGGUUCUAGAUCACAGGGUGCUCUGUGUUCUCUACACUCUGAGAACCUUAAUCUGUUCUGUGUGGACGACGAGAAGCUGGUUUGUGGGAAAUGCAUCGCUGAAGAUCAUCAGAAUCACAGUUUCUGCUCCAUCGGUAAAGCUGCAGACUCUCGAAAGGAAACACUUCAGACCCAUCUAACCGCUUUGGAGAAGAAGCUUCAAAUGUUCAAAAAUGUUCGAGAAAUUAACGAUGAGGUGGCUGCCCAUAUUAAGUCCCAGUACCUGCAGACAGAGGAACAGAUAAAGGAGGAGUUUGAGAAGCUCCACCAGUUCCUCAGAACAGAGGAGGAGGUCCGAAUCUCCGCUCUGAGAGACGAAGAAGAGGAGAAGAGCCAGAGGAUGAAGAGGAGCCUCGAUGAGCUGGAUAAACAGAUAAAAGAGAUAAGAAUGAGAAUUAAAGAAACAGAGAAUAAACUGAAGGAUGAUGCCUCUUUUCUGAAGGACUUCAAGACAACAGCUGAAAGAGCUCAGUACACAGCGCCAGAUCCAAAACCUGAUUCAGGAGCUUUAAUAGAUGUGGCCAAACAUCUGCAGAACCUGAGAUACAGAGUGUGGGAGAGAAUGAAGAGCUACUGUCCAUACUAUCCGGUGGUUUUGGAUCCGAACACAGCAAACCCCUCCCUCAGUAUCUCAGCAAACCUGACUAGUGUCUCAACUUCUACUGAAGAACAUCAACUUCCAGAUAAUCCAGAGAGGAUGAGCGGUUAUAAAGGAGUUCUGGGUUCUGAAGGGUUCUCCUCAGGAACCCACAGCUGGGUGGUGGAUGUUGGAGGAAGUGAGAACUGGAUUCUAGGCGUGGCUGAAGAGUCCGUCAGCAGGAAGGAAAGUUGUCAAGCCGUCCCGGAGAACGGGUUCUACACUAUAUGGAGGCGGGAAAAUGAAAUCGUAGCUGGAAUGAGUGAUUCUGGAGAAAAAAUCGCAACAUCUCCGAAUAUCAGGAGAAUCUGUGUGACGUUUAAUUGGGAUAAACGUCAGAUCACGUUCUCCAACGCUGAGAAUAACAGAGCUUUAUACACCUUCAAACAUAAAUUCAAAAAGAAAAUGUACCCGUACUUCUACAACAACAGCAAAAACCCACUGAAAUUACAGCCUAUCCAGAUCUCAAUCACUGCCAGAAUCUAAAAAAACUCAGCAGCCAGAGUCAGAGAGAGAGAGAGAGAGAGAGAGAGAGAGAGAGAGAGAGAGAGUACAGUAGAUCAUGCUGCUUCUCCAUCAGCAGCCGGAGUCUGAGAGAGAGAGAGAGAGAGAGAGAGAGAGAGAGAGAGUACAGUAGAUCAUGCUGCUUCUCCAUCAGCAGCUGGAGUCUGAGAGAGAGAGAGAGAGAGAGAGAGAGAGAGAGUACAGUAGGUCAUGCUGCUUCUCCAUCAGCAGCCGGAGUCUGAGAGAGAGAGAGAGAGAGAGAGAGAGUACAGUAGGUCAUGCUGCUUCUCCAUCAGCAGCUGGAGUCUGAGAGAGAGAGAGAGAGAGAGAGAGAGAGAGAGAGAGAGUACAGUAGGUCAUGCUGCUUCUCCAUCAGCAGCCGGAGUCUGAGAGAGAGAGAGAGAGAGAGAGAGAGAGAGAGAGAGAGAGAGAGAGAGAGAGUACAGUAGGUCAUGCUGCUUCUCCAUCAGCAGCCGGAGUCUGAGAGAGAGAGAGAGAGAGAGAGAGAGAGAGAGAGAGAGAGAGAGAGUACAGUAGGUCAUGCUGCUUCUCCAUCAGCAGCCGGAGUCUGAGAGAGAGAGAGAGAGAGAGUACAGUAGUGAAGAUUAUAUUACAGUUAGAUUUAAUUGCAAACACUAACGAUAUAAAUAGGAAUAUUCAGAGUGAUUAAAGUUUAUGUGGGAGGGAUGUUUAGAUAUUUUGAUGUUUUAAACUGAGAGUUUUUGUGAAAAUAAAUAAAAUGCUGGAUUUCAUCACAUGA
Astyanax mexicanus (Mexican tetra) is the source of this 2326-nucleotide messenger RNA. RefSeq names its product E3 ubiquitin-protein ligase TRIM35. The record is from RefSeq and is a predicted model, not a curated record. Lineage: Eukaryota; Metazoa; Chordata; Actinopteri; Characiformes; Acestrorhamphidae. Gene Ontology annotation, biological process: protein ubiquitination. The transcript is spliced from 7 exons. Gene Ontology annotation, molecular function: protein binding; zinc ion binding; ubiquitin-protein transferase activity. Bases 139 to 1548 code for a protein of 469 amino acids.